Eruca vesicaria subsp. sativa (arugula) is the source of this 1584-nucleotide messenger RNA. The record is from the annotation of a GenBank genome assembly. NCBI's taxonomy places the organism in Eukaryota, Viridiplantae, Streptophyta, Magnoliopsida, Brassicales, Brassicaceae.
AUGGCAAGUGAUCAGUUACAAGUGUUGAAUGCACUUGAUGUAGCAAAGACGCAAUGGUACCAUUUCACGGCUAUUAUAAUAGCCGGAAUGGGAUUCUUCACCGACGCUUACGAUCUCUUUUGCAUCUCUCUUGUCACCAAACUCCUUGGCCGUAUUUACUACCACGUGGAAGGCUCUCCGAAGCCCGGCACUCUCCCUCCUAACGUUGCUGCUGCCGUAAACGGCGUUGCCUUCUGUGGGACCAUCGUUGGUCAGCUCUUUUUCGGGUGGCUUGGAGAUAAGCUAGGGAGGAAGAAAGUUUAUGGUAUGACUUUGAUGGUCAUGAUCAUUUGCUCCGUAGCCUCCGGUCUCUCGUUCGGACACAAGCCAAAAACCGUGAUGUCCACGCUAUGUUUUUUUAGGUUUUGGUUAGGGUUUGGGAUUGGUGGUGACUAUCCUUUAUCAGCAACGAUCAUGUCUGAAUACGCUAACAAGAAGACUCGUGGUGCGUUUAUUGCUGCGGUUUUCGCUAUGCAAGGGUUUGGUAUCAUGACUGGUGGCAUCUUUGCUAUUAUUAUUUCCUCUGUUUUUGAAGCAAAGUUCCCUGCGCCAGCCUAUGCGGAUGAUGCCUUGGGAUCCACGGUAUCUCAAGCGGAUUUUGUAUGGCGUAUAAUCUUGAUGGUUGGUGCUAUCCCUGCCGCAAUGACGUAUUACUCACGUUCCAAGAUGCCGGAAACCGCAAGGUACACAGCUUUGGUUGCUAAAGAUGUAAAACAAGCUGCUUCAGACAUGUCUAGGGUUUUGCAAGUGGAGAUAGAGACAGAGCAUGAGAAAGUGGACGAGACGUCCAAAGAGUUUUCCUUGUUUUCCAAGGAAUUUAUGAAACGUCAUGGACUUCAUUUGCUCGGCACUACAUCAACUUGGUUCCUCCUCGACAUUGCUUUCUUCAGUCAAAACCUCUUUCAGAAGGAUAUUUACAGCGCAAUUGGGUGGAUUCCUCCAGCUCAAACCAUGAACGCGAUUCAAGAAGUGUUCAAGAUCGCAUGUGCACAAACCAUCAUAGCCUUGUGUAGUGCGAUACCUGGUUACUGGUUUACAGUUGCGUUCAUCGAUGUCAUUGGAAGAUUCACGAUUCAGUUAAUGGGAUUCUUCUUCAUGAUGGUCUUUAUGUUUGCUCUAGCCAUACCCUACAACCACUGGACUCACAAGGAGAAUCGAAUCGGUUUUGUUAUCAUGUACUCGUUAACAUUCUUUUUCGCCAACUUUGGACCUAAUGCUACAACCUUCAUCGUAGCGGCUGAAAUAUUCCCGGCUCGGUUCAGAUCCACAUGCCAUGGUAUCUCUGCAGCGUCAGGAAAAGUAGGUGCUAUAGUUGGUGCUUUUGGGUUCUUGUACUUGUCUCAAAGUCCUGACAAGGACAAGACAGAUGCAGGAUACCCUCCAGGGAUUGGGGUCAGGAACUCACUUAUUGUGUUAGGUGUGGUUAACUUCUUGGGUUUUCUCUUCACUUUCUUGGUGCCUGAAGCUAAAGGAAAGUCGCUUGAGGAAAUGUCUGGUGAAAAUGAAGACAAAGACAACAAUAGUAGAAUGGUCCCAAUAGUAUAG